GCCAGCGAGUUCAUGAUUAAUUUCAUGAUUCGUCUUGUAAGAUCACGCUUUGCAGUAAUUUUUUCCUCCUUGAUGAUACAGCGACGGUUGGAUUGUUGUUGCGAUGAUGGUGGUUUCUUUGUCUACGGGUGAAUAUUGACACUGGGAUCUUGUUGUUAUAAAUAGAGGAUUACCCGGUUGACGCGGAUCAGCGGCGAGAGCGGUGUGAGCGAGAAGCGCAGUGUGUGUGUUGGAUUAUAAAUUCCCCGGAAAAAAUGCUGAAAUCCGUGCAGACGCACCGGCUGUCCACGCCGGUGCUGACCAGCGCCCCCUGCGCCCCGGCCACCCCGCCGCGGCGCACGGUAUCCCGCACCAGCUCUUCGUUAUCCACCUCCACCUUCGGGCAGCGCCUGUCCUGCGCCCCCGACGACGCCUCCAUCCUCUCCUUAGCCCUGACCACGGCGCCCCCUCCGCCCUUACCACCGCGACCCCCGACGCCCCGGGCGGUCGGCGGCAUGCAGCCGGAGGAUCCCCUGUACGAGGAGAUCUAUAGCGCGGUGCGGACGGAGAGCGCCGCGGGAAAACAGGAGGGAAAAGGUCAUUCCCGGCGGGCGACGGUGCCGGUGACGCCGGCGGGAGUGGGGAUGUGUCAGACGCCCGGUGGGCUGCCUGAGCCGCCGAAAUUGCCGCCCGUCAGCGGAGUGCUUCACACUAAGAACCCGGCGGUCGUGCGCCCCUCAGCCUUCAAGCCCUUCGUCCGCCCGGACCCCGCCGCCACCCCCGCACCCCCGCCACCCCCCUCAGCCCCCCCGGCCAAACCCAGCGCCCCGGUGCGGCGCAGCACGCCCCGCAACCACGUCGGCAAAUCCCUCUCGGACCCCUGCGGCCAGGCGACCCCCCUGGGGGGUUCGGCGCGCGGCCCGUCCUACCGGAAGCUGUCGGCGACGCACCGCUACACGCCCACCACGGCGCAGUCGCUGUACUAUCCCAGCAGCAGCGACCAGUCGUCGGGCGGCAGUUACGGGUACGGAAGCGGCGGAUGCUCCGACCAGAGCGUGGACAGCUGGUCCAUGUACGGCGGGAUGCACGGCGGGCAUAAGGUCUACCGCGCCCGGAUGAUCCGUACCGAUGAGGACGAAGUGUCCCUGUCGGAUGACCCCUACCACGUGACCUCGACACCCAGUCCGAGUGAUUCCGGGAUCGCGGUGAACUACGAGAGUCUGCUGCGCGAGAAGGACAACGAGAUCGCCGCGCUCCGCCGCACCAUGGAGCUCAACGAGGGUGUCAUCUUCAAAGUGCACGAGGAGAAAGAGGCGGCCUGGCGGAAACAGUUAGACAGCCUGCGCACCUCCCACGACACGCAGCUGCGCAGUGUCUCCUCCGAGCACGAGGCCAAAGUGGAGGAGGUCCUGCAGGCCAACGACGCGCUCCGCCAACACAACGUUCAGUUGCAGCAGCAGCUGCAGACGGCGCUGGAGGGCCGCGGCGCCCUGGAGGUCACCCGCGAGGACCUGGAGGCGCGGCUGAGUGAGGCGCAGGCGCGGUUGGACGAGGCCAGCUGGUUGGUGUGCGAGAAGGCCGGCCAGAUCGCGCUGCUGAAGAAGCAGCGGCCCGCGGCGGCGGACCAGGCGCUGAGCCAGCAGGUGCUGCAGCUGCAGGGCCGGUUGGAGCAGGCGCAGAAGGAGGCGCUGCAGCGCAACGCGGAGCUGAAGGAUCUCCGGCAGACGCUCAACUUCCUCUCCCAGCAACUGUACCAGGUACAGCAGAAGCUAGACUUGGCCAGCGGCGAACUGGAGGCCAAACAGGAGAAACGCGGCAGCCUCUCCGAGCCGCCGGAAGUCGACACUCUCCGCCGCGAACUGGCCGCAUUGCGUCUCCAAUACAGCGCCGAAUCGCGGCGCAUGGAAGACGAGCGACAGACGUGGGCGGUGGAGAAGGAGAAGGUGCUGUCGUACCAGCGCCAACUGCAGCUGACCUACCUGGACAUCUACAAGCAGAAAUGCCGGCUGGAAUCCCAGCUGGACGACAUGGGCAGCACGCUGCGCAUCAACGAGUUGAUCGAGCUGCCCAGCGAGGCCUCCCGCGAAUCCGACUGCUGACCGUUAGAUUUUGAUUCCGGAUUGUAAUAACCGUUCUCCUGUUCUUCACAAAGAGUCUGUAGGCUUUUAUUUUGUCCGUUGUCGGUAUUUUUUUCGUAGGUUGUUGCUGGUUUAGAAAAUGGGUUUUUGUAAAUUGUAUCGGUUGAUUUUGCCCUUUAUUGUACAGAAUAUGAUAUUAAAAUGUUGAAAAUUUGAAAUUUGUGAUU
Messenger RNA from Paramacrobiotus metropolitanus, 2284 nucleotides. RefSeq names its product leucine zipper putative tumor suppressor 3-like. Lineage: Eukaryota; Metazoa; Tardigrada; Eutardigrada; Parachela; Macrobiotidae. The record is from RefSeq and is a predicted model, not a curated record.